Molecule: messenger RNA, 423 nt
Organism: Anneissia japonica
Lineage: Eukaryota; Metazoa; Echinodermata; Crinoidea; Comatulida; Comatulidae
Exons: 1
Coding region: 1-423 (140 amino acids)
Source: RefSeq, a predicted model, not a curated record
AUGAAGGAAUUGUUUUUGAGUCGUCUUCCUUCCAGCGCCCAACUUGUGUUAGCAUCAACUAAAGAUGAGUUGGACAUGCAAAAUUUGACAACACUUGCAGACAGAAUCCUGGAAGUCUCUACAACUGCUCCAUCUUCUUCUAAUUUAUUAUCUAUUACAGAGGAGACAGCUAAAUCCAGCGAUUUACAUGAAUUGAAACAGCAAAUUCAACACCUUUCAUGUAAACUGGAGGAAAUGCAAACGCAUAUUCGGGGCAGAAGUGAAAGUCGAGGGCGACAACAGCAUUUUCGACGGCAAUCCCGUUCACCAUCACGCGAUAAACAUGUGAAGGAUGAUGUUUGCUGGUACCACAGAACAUUCGGUAAACAUGCUCGCAAAUGCAACCAGCCUUGCUCGUCGGGAAAUGCCAACGCCAACAACUGA